CUUAAAACACCUCUGACCAAAUAUUUGACAAUAAAACAUAAAUGACCUCAAAUACAUGCCAAGAGGAGAAUUGAAACUCGGCCGAUGUAAACAUCAUAAAGAAAAAUCCACGUUCAGCGACGUCGACGUAGCUACCUUAGGUACCUACUCAGUAUAAGGACCUUAUUAUUUUAAAACCUAAACGUGGAUGACGAGUCUAAUAUUUUAUAUUUUAUAUUUUAAUGUUUAAGUAUUUAAAUUUACCCACAUUUCAUUUCUUCUGACAUCAACCACCUCAAGAAAUUCAUGAGAUAUUUAUCACCGAGAUGAGAUGGUGAGAUGGAUGGCCGCCAGUCACGUCUCCCACAAAAUCCUACUAGUUCAACCCUUCAGCAUGACAUCUCGCGACCAUCUUCACCCGAUUACGACGCGCCGGGAUCGUACAGGAACCUCCAUGACGUAGACGAACUAGGAGACCGUUUAGAUCCAGCCCAGCCAACCAAUGUUAGGGAACAGGAGCAGCUGAAAGCUCGGGUGCAACGGCGUCGUUCAUCUGUAUCACAAUCUAACUACGAUAUCCCGGAUUCUUAUGCAAACAUACCUGAGCUAGAGGAUAUAGCACCUAUCUCAAGCCGAGAUGAGCGCCGCUUGCGUACUACGCCUUCACUUGAAGAGGGAAGGGCUCUCGAGCGCGAAUAUUCAAGUCGCCGGGAAGCUCGGCAGAGGAGAAGAGGGGAGGUAGAACAUGAGAAACCGAAGAUAGAGGAGGUUUCAAGAUUAGCAACCGAGAUUUACACCAUCUCCUAUCUUAUCCUCUUCGCAAUACUGGGCACUCUCGCCCGGUUAGGACUCCAAGCGCUAACAUUUUAUGAUGGUGCUCCUGUGGCUUUCAGCUCUGUGUGGCCCAAUUUCGCAGGCAGUCUAGUCCUAGGUUUUUUGGCUGAAGAUCGUAUGCUUUUCCGAUACGAAUGGGGUACUCCGACGUAUGAGCUGCGACUCUUGCGGGCGAAACAAAAUGGCGUUGACGAGGAGACAGGAGGUUCUGGCUCGGAUAGGGUAAAUGUCGACCUUGCUGCAGCAAAGAAGGCCCAUAUGGCUACCAAGAAAACUAUACCACUCUACAUCGGCCUUGCUACCGGGUUCUGCGGCUCCUUCACGUCCUUUUCCUCGUUUAUCCGAGAUAUAUUCCUCGCUCUAUCCAACGACCUGCCCACACCGGAUGCAGGACCGAUAACUACUCCCCGAAAUGGCGGCUACUCCUUCAUGGCUCUCCUCGCCGUCAUUAUUACCACCAUUUCUUUAUCAAUAUCGGGCCUCUUCGUCGGAGCCCAACUUGCGCUAGCCCUGGAGCCGAUCACACCAUCGCUUCCCUUCAGCUUCACCCGCAAGUUCCUCGACCGAUUCGCCGUCGUCCUCGCGUUUGGCUGCUGGAUCGGGGCCAUCCUGCUCUCUGCGCUCCCGCCAGACCGAUUCAGCAGCCAAGGAGCAGCGGAAACCUGGCGCGGGCGAGCGACUUUCGCGCUGGUGUUCGCGCCGCUGGGGUGCCUCGGGCGCUUCUACGCGUCCCUCUACCUCAACGGGUACUGGCCUUCGUUCCCGCUGGGCACCUUUUUUGUCAACGUAUUCGGCACCGUGGUCCUCGGCGCGGCGUGGGACCUCGCGCACGUCCCGCUCGGCGGCGUCGUCGGCUGCCAGGUGUUGCAAGGGGUCGAAGACGGGUUUUGCGGCUGCUUGACCACCGUGUCCACGUGGGUGGCCGAGCUGACGGGUUUACGGAGGCGGCACGCGUAUGUGUAUGGAGGCGCUAGCGUGGUGACUGCCCUGGCUUGCAUGAUUGCUAUUAUGGGGGGGUUGAGGUGGACCGAUGGGUUUAGCACGCUGGCUUGCUCACAUUAAAAUAAGGGGUUUAUUUGGAUGUCUAGAGUCAUCCCGAGAGUCUGCGCGCCGAGAAUGGAGCCAUCUCAUGCCCGAUACAUAUUUGACGCCAUCUUAGUUUGAGCAUAGUCAAGGCUGGAUUCAUUUGCUACUGCAAGAUCAUAUUGGACAGAGUAA
Messenger RNA from Daldinia caldariorum, 2031 nucleotides. RefSeq names its product CrcB-like protein-domain-containing protein. Gene Ontology annotation, cellular component: membrane. Lineage: Eukaryota; Fungi; Ascomycota; Sordariomycetes; Xylariales; Hypoxylaceae. Gene Ontology annotation, molecular function: fluoride transmembrane transporter activity. The coding region runs from base 319 to 1875 and encodes 518 amino acids. Gene Ontology annotation, biological process: fluoride transmembrane transport. The transcript has a single exon. The record is from RefSeq and is a predicted model, not a curated record.